This is a messenger RNA of Aspergillus brunneoviolaceus CBS 621.78, 1180 nucleotides long. Its product is annotated as Clavaminate synthase-like protein. The record is from RefSeq and is a predicted model, not a curated record. Lineage: Eukaryota; Fungi; Ascomycota; Eurotiomycetes; Eurotiales; Aspergillaceae. Bases 55 to 1041 code for a protein of 328 amino acids. Gene Ontology annotation, molecular function: dioxygenase activity. The transcript has 3 exons.
GACACAUUCCCUCCACUCUCCAUUAAAUCCCUGCCACAUCUGUGAAGCUGCAUCAUGCCUCGAAUCUCCUACCACGGGCUGAUCACGGGUGCCGAGCAAGACCUCCAGUCGCUAACGCAAGCAGCUCUCGUGGAUGGCUUUUUUAGUCUGGAUCUCGACUGUCCAGAGGGCGUGAGGCUGCGUGAGGACAUUCGCUUUCUUGAGAAAUUCUCUGAGAACGUCUUCGACAUCCCCACUCCCGUCAAGGAGCGCUUUGAUUUCAAGACACUAGGACGGUUUCGAACCACGGGAUAUAAGCCCUUGGGCAUUGAGGAAGGCGCGAAGGCCGGAGAGCCCGACGGAUUCGAGAUGUUUAUGUUGCCCCAAAAUGAGUUUCUCCUGCCCAGUUUCCGUUCCGGUCUCCAGUCCCCCGACCUGGUUUUCACUCACCGGGAGGCUCUCACGCGCUGCAUGGAGCACUACGAGCAAGCAGCGCAGCUCAUCCUACGGCGCGUCAGCGAAGUGCUGGAUCUUGGCGACGCGCUUCUGGCGGCCCAUCAGCCCUCGGAGCCCUCGGUCACAAACCUGGGCUUCUUGAAGUAUCCGCCGCAGCCGCCCGGGUCGCGCAACUUUGGACACAUCGCGCACACGGACGUGGGCAGCCUGACACUACUCUCGGCCACCGCGCGGGGGCUGCAGGUCAUCGAUGUCGCGCGGCAGGACUGGGAGUUUGUGGAGCCAGAUCCGGCGCAGCUCUUCGUCCAGUUCGGCGACUGCCUGAAGUUCCUCUCGCGGGGGCGCAUCAUCCCCUCCCUGCACCGCGUCGUGCCCAGCGACACCGACGCCCAGGCGACCAAAUACACCCUGGCGUACUUUGUGCGUCCGAACGAGCAGGCCCAGAUCACCGCCGACGAUGGGACUGUCUGGAGCUACGAGAAUUAUCAUUGUCGCAAGUUCGAUGCCUUUGCGCGCCCGCUCAGCCAUGUCCGGCCUGAGGGCGAGCACGACAUGAUCUCCAUUCGCCAGGCGCCGCAGCGCGAGGCUCCGGUGGCCGCGGCUUGAGAGGGACGUUGAUGGGUCUGGAGGUUUGAUGUCCCAGUUCGGCUGGAGUAUUCAUGAUAGUCUCGUGCCUUUGUAUCUCAUAGUAUAUUCGCCCCGUCGGGGAUCCAGAUCUUUGAACUGAUUAUGGUUAUUGGAUUUG